ACCAGCGAGACCAGAAACGAGACUUGUUCCUGGUUAGCCAAUCAGGAACAAAUCUCGUUUCUGUUCUCGCGUUAAUUCCUGGGAGCCACAUUCAAACGGUGGCGGUGACAAACAGACGAUCUGUGAAAAGAUGGGAGCAGAGGAAGAGAUCGAGCGGCUGAGGAGCCAGCUGAGAGAGAAAGAGGAGCAGGUCCAUCAGGCCGCUCAAGCUGGCCUCCAUCUCCUCAACCAGCAGAUGGAGCUGCAGAACACACUGGACGAGCAGAGAGUGGAGAUGACCAACGCACUCGAGGCCCUCGAGCAAGACAAGUACUCCCUGCAGAAAGAAGUGGAGUUAAAGAUCAGGAUGCUGGAGUCUCUGCAGUCAGAGUGUGACUGUGUGAAGAACCAGCAGAGACAGCAGCUUCAGGAGCAACAAGAACACCUGGAGAGGACCCACAGCACAGCACUCAGUGAGCUCAACAACAAGAUGCUCAGGCUGCAGUCGUCUCUGGAGGAAUCACAGCUGAGUGAGAAACAGCUAAAACACAAACUGGAGGUGCAGACUGAGACUCUGAAUAACAAGAUGGAGGAACUCCGAGCUCUGAACGAACACACGCAGAGCUCCAUGACAUCUGAGAUGAUGGAGGUGCAGAUGAAGAUCAUGGAGCUGGAAUCUGUGAAGGUGGAGUUGGAGCAGACGCUGCAGGAGAGUCAGUACAGAGAGCAGCAGCUGGAGCUGACCAGCAGCAAUCUGAAAAGACACCUGGAGCAAAUCACGGAGGAAAAGGAGGAAAGAGAGAAAGAGGCUGUUUCCUGGUUUAAUGCUUUAGAGAAAUCCCGUGAGACAAACCGGGACCUCCAGAUCCAGUUGGACCAGAUUCAUCAGCAGGCCCAGGAUCCCAACAGCAAAGGGAACUCCCUGUUUGCUGAGCUGGAGGAUAAGCGAGCUGACAUGGAGAGAAAGCUGCUCAGCGUGAAGGUCCAGUAUCAGUCUCUCCAGAAACAAUACGCCUUCAGCAAGCAGCAGCUGCAGCGCAUGAAGGUCCAGGUUGCCACUCUAAUGCAGCUGCAGGGCUCCAGAGCUGAUCCGGCUCAGCUGGAGAGGCUUCAGAUGAUGCUGUCGGAGAAAAAUGGAGAGAUCCAAAAUCUGAUGACUAAACUGCAGAGACUGGAGAAGGUGGAGAUAAUGUUCAAGUCUCAGCCAGCUAAUCCAGCUCCAGGAGAAAGCCACAACGUCCAGGAUGAGACGUACUACACGGACCUGCUCAAGAUGAAGCUCAACAACUCGGUUAAAGAUUCUGAGCGUCUUGGAGAUGAACUGUCCUUGCAGAGGAUGAAAUCUUUGUCAGAGAGUCAGCGAGCUCUCCAGCUGGAGAGGAAACUCUUCUCAUCUGAACGGCUGCUCAAACAGGCUCAGGCCGACAAAAUCAAACUGCAGUUACGAGUGGAGGAGCUGCAAGACAAAUACGAACCAAAAGAUUCAAAGAAGAUCCUGAAGAGAAAGAAGGAGAAGCUCCCCGUCGACAUAACGCCCUCCUCAGAAGAAACCACACUUGUUAAGGUGGAGCAGGUUGUUUCUGUGGAGCUGGGUGACACACACACUAAGACUGCAGACCCUGGACCAGACACUUCUGCUCCAGCUGAGACACUGAGCUCCGAACAAGCCGUGAAAACUGAAGUCUCAGGAGCUGAGCUGCGGCCUGCAAAGUGUGUGAAGAUCAGCGGAGAAGAGCCUGUUAUGAUUCCAAACUCCAGCUGUCCUAUGACUGAAUGUAAAGAGAGGGAGACUGAGGGGAACUGGCAGCAGCACAAGAGGGAGGAGAGAAGAAGGAAACCAAAAACAGUGGAGGUGAUCCACGUGGCCUCUCACACUAGCAUGGAGAACGAGUGUGCUCAGCAGUAGGACUCGCCUGAGAAUGAGCCUGUCACACACAUGGAUGUACAGUAACAGUGAAUAUAUGCGUUUGUAUGCUGCUAUAACCUUUUAUGUUCUUUGAAAGUGUCUUUUGUAAUCAAAUAAAUAAACUUUUAACAAUAA
Messenger RNA from Notolabrus celidotus (New Zealand spotty), 2020 nucleotides. RefSeq names its product spindle apparatus coiled-coil protein 1 (gene spdl1). Gene Ontology annotation, molecular function: kinetochore binding. Bases 131 to 1885 code for a protein of 584 amino acids. Gene Ontology annotation, biological process: mitotic spindle assembly checkpoint signaling; protein localization to kinetochore; establishment of mitotic spindle orientation. The transcript has 14 exons. NCBI's taxonomy places the organism in Eukaryota, Metazoa, Chordata, Actinopteri, Labriformes, Labridae. Gene Ontology annotation, cellular component: outer kinetochore; spindle pole. The record is from RefSeq and is a predicted model, not a curated record.